Molecule: messenger RNA, 2892 nt
Organism: Medicago truncatula (barrel medic)
Lineage: Eukaryota; Viridiplantae; Streptophyta; Magnoliopsida; Fabales; Fabaceae
Exons: 2
Coding region: 282-2633 (783 amino acids)
Source: RefSeq, a predicted model, not a curated record
AUAAAAUAAAAAGAUACAUCACACAUUACCGGUCAUUUGCAUUUGCGAGUAGUUUCAGUGGAAGAAUUCUUUUCCAGCGAAGAGUUCAGAUCCAGAGAAGAAGAAAUUCCACUGAGAUAAACCACUUUCUUCAACUGUGAUCUUUCUCAUUCAUAAUAGUGCAGAGGAAGAAGAAAACACCUUUUGUCUUGGGGACUUGUUGCUUCAUAUAACCGUUUUGCUCAAUUUGCCACGCAUUUGUUUGAGAAAGAAGCAGAGUUUGAGGGUGAGGAGUAUUAGGCAUGUUUAGGUUAUCUCCCAGGAGGAGUCAAAGAUCUAAGAACGGCUUCAAGGUGAAGCAUGCUCUACAAAUAUGUGUUCUUGUUGGUGUUUGUGUUUGGUUAGUUUAUCAAAUUGGACAUUCACGCGAGCAAAAAGCGUCCUAUGGAGCGAGUACAAAAACUGGCAAUGAAGUUGUUAAGUUAGGGAGGAAGGACCUUAAACCUCGCGUGGAGGAAACUUCUGUUAUAGAUGCAAGACACAAGGAAGACGAGGAGGAAGCAGAUGAACUGGACAAUAAGCAUGACGAGCAAACAAAAUUGGACGAUGUUAAUGGUGUGGAAGAUAAUUCUGAGCAUAAAGAGGAUUCGGUAGAGCAAGAGAGUGAAGAGAGUUCUCAAAAUGCUAAGACUGACUUGGAAGGUGAACAGCAUACAGAGAAAGUUGAUGAAGAGAAUGACAAUGCAGAGAACAAGGAGAAUGAAAGUGUAGAGAAAGAGAAUGAGGAAAUCAAAAAGGAAGUAGAGGACACAGAAACUGGAGAAAGUAUUGAGGAAAAGAGUCACUUAGAAAAUGAAGAGAGCAAAGAAACUGGAGAAAUUAGUGAGGAAAAGAGUCAUUUAGAAAAUGAAGAAAGCAAAGAAACUGGAGAAAGUAGUGAGGAAAAGAGUCAUUUAGAAAAUGAAGAGAGCAAAGAAACUGGAGAAAGUAGUGAGGAAAAGAGUCAUCUAGAGAAUGAAGAGAACAAAGAUGAAGAAAAGAGUAAGCAAGAAAAUGAAGAGAUUAAAGAUGGAGAAAAGAUUCAGCAAGAGAAUGAAGAGAACAAAGAUGAAGAAAAGAGUCAGCAAGAGAAUGAAGAGAACAAAGAUGAAGAAAAGAGUCAGCAAGAGAAUGAAUUGAAGAAAAAUGAAGGGGGAGAGAAAGAAACUGGAGAAAUUACCGAGGAAAAGAGUAAGCAAGAGAAUGAAGAAACAAGUGAAACAAAUAGUAAAGAUAAAGAGAAUGAAGAAAGCAACCAGAACGGAAGCGAUGCGAAGGAACAAGUGGGAGAAAAUCACGAGCAAGAUAGUAAACAAGGGACAGAGGAGACCAAUGGAACAGAAGGAGGAGAGAAAGAAGAGCAUGAUAAGAUUAAGGAAGAUACUUCAUCUGAUAAUCAGGUUCAAGAUGGUGAAAAGAACAAUGAGGCGAGGGAGGAAAAUUAUUCCGGAGAUAACGCCUCCAGUGCUGUAGUGGAUAACAAGUCACAAGAAAGUUCUAACAAGACAGAAGAACAAUUUGACAAAAAGGAAAAGAAUGAGUUUGAGUUGGAGUCUCAGAAAAAUAGUAAUGAAACUACUGAAUCCACUGAUUCUACCAUUACACAAAACAGCCAAGGAAAUGAGAGUGAGAAGGAUCAGGCACAGACAGAGAAUGAUACACCGAAGGGUUCUGCGUCGGAGUCAGAUGAACAGAAGCAAGAGCAAGAGCAGAAUAACACCACCAAGGAUGAUGUACAAACUACGGAUACAUCAUCGCAGAAUGGGAAUGACACAACUGAAAAACAGAAUGAAACAUCUGAAGAUGCAAACUCCAAGAAAGAGGACUCUAGCGCGCUAAAUACAACGCCAAACAAUGAAGAUUCUAAAUCAGGUGUUGCUGGAGAUCAGGCUGAUUCCACCACUACUACAUCUUCCUCAGAAACUCAAGAUGGCAAUACAAAUCAUGGUGAAUACAAGGACACCACUAAUGAAAACCCGGAAAAGAAUUCUGGUCAAGAAGGAACACAAGAAAGCGGUUCAUCAUCCAACACAUUUGACAACAAAGAUGCUGCUAGCAACAAGGUUCAACUAACUACUACCUCUGAUACCUCAUCGGAACAAAAGAAAGAUGAAUCCUCGAGUGCAGAAAGUAAAUCCGAAUCUUCACAGAAUGACAACGCAAACUCGGGUCAAAGCAACACAACCAGUGAUGAAAGUGCUAAUGACAACAAAGAUUCUAGCCAGGUCACUACUUCAUCUGAAAACAGUGCAGAGGGAAACUCAAACACAGAAAACAACAGUGACGAAAACCAGAAUGACUCAAAGAACAAUGAAAAUACCAAUGACAGCGGAAACACUUCUAAUGAUGCCAAUGUGAAUGAGAAUCAGAACGAGAACGCUGCUCAGACCAAGACUAGUGAAAAUGAAGGUGAUGCUCAAAAUGAAUCAGUGGAGUCGAAAAAGGAGAACAAUGAAUCUGCUCACAAAGAUGUAGAUAACAAUUCCAACUCGAAUGAUCAAGGAAGUUCUGAUACAUCAGUCACUCAGGAUGAUAAAGAAUCUCGCGUAGAUUUGGGAACUUUGCCAGAAAGCAAUGGAGAAAGCCAUCACAAUGAUGUUUCUUCUGCAGAAUGAUAAUUCAAACGAAUCAGUUGUAUCCUGCUGCUGCUUCUGAUCCUACUUUUAUUUUUGUUUAUUUUUUGUUGAGCCAUGUAUUGUUCUCUACUUAGCAAAUAUGCUUAUCAUGUUUUUGUAUCACAGGGUCAAAACUAAGAAUUUAGAAAGAUAGAGUUGUAUUAGUAUAAAAUCAUUUGUUUCAUAUGUAACCUGCAGCCUUUCCUGGAAAAAUAAUGACCACUUAAAAUUGUCACUAAAGCGUAUUUCUUCACUUUAA